Molecule: messenger RNA, 3927 nt
Organism: Anthonomus grandis grandis
Lineage: Eukaryota; Metazoa; Arthropoda; Insecta; Coleoptera; Curculionidae
Exons: 2
Coding region: 167-3316 (1049 amino acids)
Biological process (GO): DNA integration
Molecular function (GO): nucleic acid binding
Source: RefSeq, a predicted model, not a curated record
AGCAGAAGUUGAAAGGCAUUUUUUAGAUAAUACAACAAGAGAUGUUGCAGGGCGUUUUGUAGUAAAAUUACCUCUAAAGGAUAAUUAUACCGAUUUAGGUGAAACUAAAGGUAUAGCUUUACGUACUUUGUAUUCUGUUGAGAGAAAACUUUCAAAAAAUUCCCCGAUGUGUGAAAUGUAUACUUCAUUCAUGAGAGAAUAUGAAACUUUGACUCACAUGUCUGAAGUCGAGUACAAUGUUGGAAACGAUUUAUGUUUCUAUUUGCCUCAUCAUUGUGUUGAAAAGGCUGAAAGCACCACUACUAAAUUGCGUGUUGUUUUUAAUGGUAGCCAAAAGUCAUCAACCAAUAUAAGUUUAAAUGAUGUUUUAAAGGUUGGUGCCACUGUUCAACCUGACUUAUGUUCCAUUCUUUUGAAAUUCCGUCAUCAUGAUUAUGCGUUGACAGGAGAUUUAACCAAAAUGUACAGACAAAUAAAUGUACAUCCGGAACACAGAAAUUUGCAGCGGAUACUUUGGCGUGAAGAUCCUUCAUUGCCUGUUAAAGAGUUUUGCCUAAAUACGGUAACUUAUGGUUUAGCUUCAAGUUCAUUUUUAGCCACUAGAUGCCUUAAGCAAAUUUCUGAUGAUAUCCGAACCAAUUAUCCUAUUGAAAGUGAUUUUAUAGGCUCAAAUUUUUAUGUGGAUGAUUUUUUACUUAGUCACCCUUCUUUAGAGUCUUUAAUUCAAGUAAAAAACAACAUUACUAAAAUCUUGUCUGGUUAUGGAUUUGAAAUUAGAAAAUUUAAGUCAAAUGACUCCCGUGUGUUUUUAGAAGGUAAUGAUGAUUAUUCUUUAUCAGAAUAUGUCAUAUCAGAUGAGAAUACCACUAAAACAUUGGGAAUUUCUUGGAUACCCACGUCUGAUUGUUUUAUUUAUAAACUUCAACUUGAAGAUUCUCUGACAAAUUCCGUUACCAAGAGAUCAAUAUUGAGUUUCAUUUCAAAAAUAUAUGAUCCAUUGGGAUUCCUUGGACCCAUAAUUAUCCGAGCAAAAUUAAUCAUUCAACAGUUGUGGAAACUUCAAUUAUCAUGGGAUGAAAAUUUACCCAUAGAAUUACAUUCCCAAUGGUGUGAAUAUAAGAAACAAUUAUUUAAUAUUAAUACUAUACAAAUACCUCGACAAGUUUUAAUUAAAGGUGCUAAUUUGGUCGAAUUACAUGGGUUUUCUGACUCUAGUGAGAGUGCUUAUGGCUGUAGCGUUUAUCUAAGAUCUAUUAAUAAUGUUGGAGCCAUAGAUUGUCGUUUGUACUUUGCCAAAACAAGAGUAGCUCCUGUACAGGCAAUUAGUAUUCCAAGACUUGAGCUCCAAGCUGCAGUGCUCUUAGCUAGAUUAGUGAGCAAGUGUUUAAGUACUAUUUCCUUUGAGAUUCAGAAUAUAUAUCUAUGGACUGAUUCAACCAUAGUGUUAGCUUGGUUGUCAAGAGAGCCUAAAACUUGGCAAACUUUUAUAUGCAAUCGUGUCUCUGAAAUCCAACAGUUGACCAAUAUAACUGAUUGGAAUCAUAUUUCAACUCAUGAAAACCCAGCUGAUAUAUUGUCUAGAGGUUCUCAAACUAACGAUUUUUUGUCCAAUAGUUUAUAUUGGAAUGGUCCUUCGUUCCUUAGACAGGAUAAAGAAAAUUGGCCUGAAGCCACCAAUAUUUCAUAUUUUUCCAAAAAUCCUGUAGAUGUUCCCGAAUUCAAGAAUCAAAAUAUGAAUUUUCUAUGUCAGACCGAUAACCUGUUUAAUUUUGAUGAACUUUUUUCUAAAUUUUCUUCUUUUAGUCAAUUAAUAAGAGUUGCGGCCUACGUCUUUAGAUUCAUAGAUCGCUCUAAAGGUCGACAUGAUGUUCAAACUUUUAUUAAUAAUGUUGUGUCAAAUUCUGAAUUUUCAAAGACUUCUUUACGUCUAAUCAAAUUAAUUCAAAGUUCUGAGUUUAAUGCGGACAUUUGCCAUUUAAGAACCCACCGUGAAGUAUUGAAAAGGAGUAAGCUAAAAGCUUUAGCGCCCUUUUUAGACCCUGAUGGUAUUUUGAGAGUGGGCGGAAGAUUAAAGUUUUCUGACUUAAAUUACGAUCAAAAACAUCAAAUUUUAUUGCCGAAAAAACAUAAAUUUACAAGUUUACUGAUACAUUCCGAGCAUUUAAGAGCUUUACACGCCGGAAAUCAAGGAACGUUAUCACAUAUACGCCAAAAUUAUUGGAUUAUUGACGGCAAAAUGGCAGUCAAAUCCUGUAUUAGAAAUUGUAUCAAAUGUUUCCGAGCCAACCCUCCUAAUUUGACUUAUAAAAUGGGCGAUUUGCCUUCUGUCCGCGUAAAACCUUCUAAAGUGUUUCUUUCUGUUGGAAUCGAUUAUGCAGGCCCCUUUAAUUUAAAGGAUGGCCAAACCAAAACCAGAAAAAUAAUAAAAUGUUAUGUCGCGAUUUUUGUGUGUAUGGCUACGAAAGCUUUGCACAUAGAUUUAGUCACGGAUUUGUCCACAGAUGCUUUCUUAAAUUUGCUGAAACGUUUUGUUUCGCGUAGAGGUUUGUGCACAGAUAUUUACUCAGAUAACGCUACUGCUUUCGUUGGCGCAGACAAUGAGUUGAAACGUUUGCAAAACAUUGUUAAUGGCGGUGUCUUAAGAGAUUAUUUGAACCAAACUCAGAUAAAUUGGCAUUUUAUUCCAGCUAGAUCCCCAACAUUUGGAGGUCUUUGGGAGAGUGCUGUGAAAUCUUGCAAGCAUCAUCUCAAGCGUGUUUUACAUAAUGAUCAUCCUCUUAAUUUCGAGGAAAUGUAUACAUUAUUGGUACAGGUGGAAGCCGUCUUAAACUCUCGGCCCCUUAUAAGCCUUUCUCCUGAUCCUAAUGACCUGGAGGCUCUUACCCCAGCCCAUUUCAUUAUUGGACAGCCAAUGACGGCAUUGCCUCAGAGAAACCUGGAAGAUUCUCACACUAAUUUGGUAAAGCGACUUCUUCAUGUUCAGAAGCUUUUCCAGCAGUUCUGGAGACGAUGGAGCCAUGAUUACCUUCACACCCUCCAGGAACGCAGUAAAUGGCGUUUCAAUAAGGAUCCCAACUUACAAAUUGGUGCCUUGGUGAUUGUUAAGGAAGAAAAUACUCCCCCAGCCUACUGGACCUUGGGUAGAAUUUCUGCAGUCCAUCCCGGUGCUGAUGGCCUCGUUAGGGUGGUCACCAUUAAGACUAAGAAUGGUUUCUUGAAGAGAGCAACAACGAAGGUCAGCCUUUCAAAGGCGGCGGGAUGUUCGGACUACGAGUGUACCCUCAACUUUAUUUCAUUCAAAGUUCAGUCCUACUGACGCCAUCUAUCGGACGGCGUUUGUAACGCGCCACUUACCUUGAGAUCACAGCGCCCCUGACGGGACGCCUCGACUCCUCUCCUGUCAAGAACAAGCAAGCAACCAUAUAAAUUAAAUUUUGUUAACUUAAAAAUUAAACUCUUGUAUAAAAAUUUAAAAUAAAUUCAUCAUCAAGAACUGACCAAAGUGUUCAUUGUUCAUCGUUUAAAAUACAGAACAAUUACCCAAAGCGAAGCAAGGAGGCAUUGUUCAAUCCAAUUAGUAUUAAAAAGAUUGUUUUGUUUAUUAAGACUUAAAACUCCCUUUUUGCUAAAAAAUGAUAAAGAAGUCUGAAGUGGGUCACAUAUGUUGAAAAAAAGAAAAUUCAAAUUGUUCCUCUCGCAGGCGAGUUAGGUGUCAAAUGUGUCAUCCUUCUAGGUUAGAAUAUUAUAAAAGACGACAUAUUUGUGAAGUAUCUAUUAAGUAUUGCAUACCAAAAUAUUAAUAAAAAUGUGUAAUUAAGUAUAUUAUUAUAAUCUAGCAUUGCAUAGCAAUUGCUUAUUCAAACUCGAAAUGCCGCAAAAUUAAUGUGUAAAAAAAUUAAGGUAGUGUCUGGUCGAUAUCCAGCAACC